AUGGCCUUCAAAUGCUUGCUUUUCCUUGUCCUCUUAGCUAAUUUUUCGGCGGGCUUCUCAGUGGUGAUCCACUUCAGCAAUGCAGUGGGCAGUCAGGCUCCCAUCAACCUGCGAGUCCGAUCAAACGGCUAUUUGACGGGCUCAGCCUUGCUGAGGCCUCUCUGGGUAUAUGAGGUCGAGGUGGACAAUAACAACAACAACGAGUAUUCAGCACAUGGAGUUUAUGGCAUAGCGCAUUCAGAUUUCGAAGCAUAUGAGCCAACCAGGGAUAAAGGACACGCCAACAUAUAUUGGAGGGCCGAUGAUUGGGGAUUUUCUUUCAGCUACGACAACAUUGAGUUCGAGAGGGACGCGCCUUGGGAUUCGGAGUGA
This is a messenger RNA of Striga asiatica, 372 nucleotides long. Lineage: Eukaryota; Viridiplantae; Streptophyta; Magnoliopsida; Lamiales; Orobanchaceae. The record is from the annotation of a GenBank genome assembly.